UGCCUGAACCUGAACCUGAAGGUAAAGCUCUUUAUAGAUUAAAUAAACAAACUUUUAGUGUGCAACUCAUUUUGGUGUUUUGUGGCGAGAUGUGCAAGAAAAGCAUCUGGUUAUUUUCUGCUUUGUGUAAUUGUUUGAAUGGCAAUGGUGGCCAACCCCAUCCAUUCAGUUUAAUGCAAUUAUUUCUAUGAAAUCUGAUUUGGUAUAUGACCUGCAUCAUUUUAUCUCGCUCGUAACAAAAUCAUUUCAUGAUGUACAGAUGUAAACAUUUUUGCAACGGGAUGGUGUCUCAGUUUGCAUGCCAUGUUUCAUAUAUGAGCUUGCUUUCAUGGCAUGUGCAAGGACAAGUUCUGUCAGAACAUUGGGUCGUCACAUUCAGCUGUGCAUUUUCUUCAGGCAAUUUAUUUUUGGUAACAUGAAAACAGUUUGAUGUGUAAAAUAGUAAAGCUUAAAUGUGAUCAUUACUUUUUGCAGCUUACCUUUGUUUAAGUGCUAGUUAAUGUGUUUAAAAUAUUAUUUUUGUUAACGUAACUUUCAUUCCUUCCUCUACUGUGAAAUGACUGAAGCCCCUGUUGAGGAGGAGGCCGCAGAUGAGCUAAAACCGAAGCCAAAGUUCAUGCCCAACAUCACUGCUCCAAAGAUACCCGAGGGAGACAAAGUGGACUUUGACGACAUCCACAGAAAGCGUCAGGAGAAGGAUUUAACUGAGCUGCAGUCUCUCAUUGAAGCUCAUUUCAUCCAGCGAAAGAACGAUGAAGAGGAACUGAUCGCGCUGGUCAACCGAAUCGAGAAGCGUCGUGGGGAGAGGGCAGAGCAGCAGAGAGUCCGUGCCGAGAAAGAGAAGGAAAGACAAGCUCGUCUCGCUGAGGAAAAGGAGAGAAGAGAGCUCGAGGAACAGAGAAAGAAACUGGAUGACGAUUUCAAGAAGAAGAAAGCUCUUACCAACAUGACGCACCAGUACGGAGGAAUACAGCAGAAGGGAGAGGGCCGCAAAGGGGCAAAGAAACAGACGGAGAGAGAGAAGAAGAAGAAGAUCUUGGCCGAUAGGAGGAAGCCACUUAACAUCGAUCAUCUGUCUGAAGAUAAACUGAAAGAAAAGGCCGGUGAGUUCUGGCAAUGGAUGAUGCAGCUGGAGGCUGAGAAGUUCGACCUCGGCGAGAAACUAAAGAGACAGAAAUAUGAUAUCACUCAACUACUCGCUAGAGUCCAAGAUCACCAGAGUGCCAAAGGUCGUGGAAAGGGCAAGGUUGGUGGGAGGCUGAGACUUUAAACAGGUUCCGUAUUAGUUACUCCACAUGGUGAUCCAAAGACGUGGCGUUGCUGUGAGAGAUUGGAAGCUUAGUGGUUUACCUCAUGGUGUUCUCAUUGUUUUGUGGCAACCAAACUGAGCUAUGAACAGCUCAAACCAUCGAAUGCUUUUUAAAUCACCAAGUGCACAAGCAAAUAUAAAGUUGAAACGGUGAAGCUUGCCAUGGAAAAAAAACUCAUUCCAACUACAUUGAACCUGAGCUUUCCCAUUCCUUAAGUAACCACCCUUUCACAUUGGCCAUAACCAUCGCAGCAUCCUAUCAAACAGUUUUGUUGCGAUUUUACCAAAGCAUUUCUGAUCUUCAUAUUAGUCUUUGUGUACACCUCAG
This is a messenger RNA of Triplophysa dalaica, 1637 nucleotides long. RefSeq names its product troponin T2e, cardiac (gene tnnt2e). Gene Ontology annotation, biological process: sarcomere organization; cardiac muscle contraction; regulation of muscle contraction. Lineage: Eukaryota; Metazoa; Chordata; Actinopteri; Cypriniformes; Nemacheilidae. The transcript is spliced from 13 exons. Gene Ontology annotation, cellular component: troponin complex. The record is from RefSeq and is a predicted model, not a curated record. Bases 557 to 1270 code for a protein of 237 amino acids. Gene Ontology annotation, molecular function: troponin C binding; tropomyosin binding; troponin I binding.